Lycium ferocissimum is the source of this 858-nucleotide messenger RNA. RefSeq lists its product as uncharacterized. The record is from RefSeq and is a predicted model, not a curated record. The transcript has 5 exons. Gene Ontology annotation, molecular function: cysteine-type endopeptidase activity. The coding region runs from base 1 to 858 and encodes 285 amino acids. NCBI's taxonomy places the organism in Eukaryota, Viridiplantae, Streptophyta, Magnoliopsida, Solanales, Solanaceae. Gene Ontology annotation, cellular component: lysosome.
AUGGAAGAUUUCGAGUUUAGUUUGAAAGAUAGUCCUAUACUUCUCCCGUACAUUCGAAACCAGAGUCCCAUGCAUGGGUGCUACGCGUAUAGUACAACAGAAGCCGUAUCGGCUUUAUUUGCAGUAGAAUACAAUGAAGCACCCGUGGAACUGUCUGUACAGCAAAUUAUUGAUCAAAUGCCGCGAAACUUUCACUAUGAACAAAAGGGCAAAAAAAGAAAUAAAAAACAUGAAUGUUAUUAUGGCUCCCAUGUUGAUGCUCUCCACUAUGCAAAGAGCAUUGGUUUGUUUGAAGACACUGCCUAUCCCAAAAGAGAGAGCAGCUGGGACAUUGAUUUUCCUGAGCCCCUCCCAAAUGAGGUGAAAUAUAAAAUUGGAUGUGUCACUCGUGUCCGUACGGCAGAUAUUGAUGAAAAGUGGCAAAGGGAGCGCUUUGAGAAUUUGGUCACUGCCGAGGAUAUCAAUCGAGUGUUGGAGCACCAACCUAUGGCUGGUGCAAUUAGAGUCUACAAGAGUUUCGUGGAUUUCAAGGGAGAGUUUGUCUUUGUUGGAAAUGCUGUAACUAUAGCUGAAGUUUACAUGGGACGUGUUGGAAAUGAGGACGCGGAUGACAAACAUCACGGACAUUCUAUACUAAUAAUAGGAUGGGGGCGUAAGAAUGAAGUAGAUUAUUUUCAUAUUAAGAAUCAAUGGGGUGAUGAGUGGGGUGAUAAAGGCUAUGCCAAAGUUAGGAGAGACUUGAUCUACAGACUAGCUUACCCCGAAGGUAUUUUUCAAGUGGGUGAUGCUGCCAAAAAGAAGAAGGGAAAAGAUGUCCCUAGCAGCAGCGGGACCAGAAAACAGAAAGCCCACCGUUAG